This is a messenger RNA of Lycium ferocissimum, 1429 nucleotides long. RefSeq names its product B-box zinc finger protein 21. The transcript has 3 exons. Gene Ontology annotation, cellular component: nucleus. Bases 280 to 1170 code for a protein of 296 amino acids. NCBI's taxonomy places the organism in Eukaryota, Viridiplantae, Streptophyta, Magnoliopsida, Solanales, Solanaceae. Gene Ontology annotation, biological process: photomorphogenesis; regulation of DNA-templated transcription. The record is from RefSeq and is a predicted model, not a curated record. Gene Ontology annotation, molecular function: zinc ion binding.
GACGCACCUGAGCCCUUUUUUCUACAGUAUAUAAUUUCACAGUCAAGAUUUCGAGAUUUAUCAUUUCUAAUUAUAAUAGUACCAUAUAAUAAAAUAAUCCCACCACCAUUCUUCUCAAUCUCUUUAUUACCAAUUUUCAACGCACCCCUUCGUCACAAACCCCCAAUCUUUCCUUUAUUAAAACUCCUCCAUUUCUGGACCUUUUCUCUAUUCUUCUUUCUUCUUAAAACUUAUACAAUUUUUCAUUCUUGAUCCAUAACAAAGAAUAUAUCAUAUCUAAUGAAGAUCCAGUGUGAUGUGUGUAACAAAAAUGAAGCCUCUUUUUUUUGUGUUGCUGAUGAAGCAGCCCUUUGUGAUACUUGUGACCAUCGUGUUCAUCAUGCCAAUAAACUUGCUAGCAAACACCAACGUUUCUCUCUUCUUCAACCUUCACCUAAACAAGUCCCAGUCUGCGAUAUCUGUCAGGAAAGGAGGGCUUUUUUAUUUUGUCAACAAGAUAGGGCAAUUUUAUGCAGAGAGUGUGAUGUUUCAAUACACAAAGCUAAUGAACAUACACAGAAGCAUAACAGAUUUCUUCUAACUGGUGUCAAGAUAUCAGCAAAUUCUGCACUUUACUCUUCAUCAGAAACUCCAUCUACCAAUUCUUUGACUACAAAAAAUCAAGAUUCAACAAAAAAGCCUAAGCCUUUGCCUAUUUCUGGUUCUGUUUCCUCUAGUACUGUUCAUCAAGAAAUGGCAGUGGCAGCUAAUAUUGGGGAAGAUAGUUUAACAAGUAGUAUAUCAGAGUAUUUAGAGAUGUUACCUGGAUGGCAUGUUGAAGAAUUUCUUAAUUCCUCUAAUAUUCCUACUAAUGGUUUUUGUAAGAUUGGUGAUAAUGAUGUGUUUCCAAUUUGGGAUACUGAAAUUGAGAGCAAUCUAAGUUCAUUCUCACCAGAAAGUAUAGGUAUUUGGGUCCCUCAAGCCCCUCCAGCUCCUACUCCUCAGCAAAAUCAGACACAAAUUUUUCCUCAAAAUAUAAACUUUGGGGGGCAAAUUGAAUUCAAGAAUUCAAAGGAUGUUACAAGUAACAAGUCUAGUAGAAAGUGGAGAGAUCUUGACAACUCUUUUGCUGUUCCACAGAUCAGCCCAUCAUCUUCCACUUCCUUCAAAAGAUCAAGAACUCUUUGGUAGUUAGAUCUAAUUAUCUUUUUCUUUAAUUUUGGGUAUUUUUGCCUUUUGUUGAUUUAGUUUGAGCAAAAAAAAAAAAAAAAUGAAAAGAAAAAAAAUUGAACACCACUUCUCUUUUGUUCUCAAUACAACUUGGUUUGUUGUGUUCUUGAAUUAUUGUGCUAGUGCAAAGGGCCUCUUUUGCGUUGUAAAUAUCUUUUAUGUUUUGUUGAAUCCCAUGAAGUGGAACCAUAAAAUAUGUAUCAACGUUGGAUUGGACCUA